Solanum pennellii is the source of this 878-nucleotide messenger RNA. RefSeq lists its product as uncharacterized. Bases 136 to 711 code for a protein of 191 amino acids. Lineage: Eukaryota; Viridiplantae; Streptophyta; Magnoliopsida; Solanales; Solanaceae. The transcript is spliced from 3 exons. Gene Ontology annotation, cellular component: mitochondrion. The record is from RefSeq and is a predicted model, not a curated record.
AAACAAAGAAAGGCCAGAAAUAAUGAAACUUGUCAUUCUCUCCAUCUGAUUUUUUGUUUGUUUAAUUCUCCAUUUGAGUCCACUCCUCAAAGAAGAAGAGAAUUAACGCCGCGUUUGGAUAAACUCAAAAAAAAUAUGGCUUCUGCUUUACAAAUUUCUUCUCAGUACAGUAAAAUUGCUCUUUGUUCUUUAUUUCCUGUUUUUCCAAAUUUUAGAAAACCAAACAAGGCACUAAAUUCAGUUACCUCAAAUUCCAAAAAAAAGUUUAAAAUUAGAGCAUUGAAGGAGAAAACAACAGAAAAAGUUAAAUCUGCUGAUGAAAUUACAAAGAAAUUUGGUCUAGAAGCUGGCCUAUGGAAGAUAUUUAGCUCAAAAGAGGAUGGAGAUGAAGAGAACAAGGAUAAGAAAUCAAAAGGGGAUCAAGCAAAAGAGCUUUUGGCAAAAUAUGGGGGAGCUUAUUUAGCAACUUCAAUUACUCUCUCAUUGAUAUCAUUUGGUCUUUGUUAUGCUCUCAUCAAUUCUGGUGUUGAUGUUCAAUCCUUGCUACAAAAGGUUGGUAUUUCUACUGAUGAGACUGGUGAGAAAGUGGGAACUUUUGCAUUGGCUUAUGCUGCUCACAAAGCUGCAUCACCUAUUAGAUUUCCCCCUACUGUUGCUUUAACACCAAUUGUUGCUAAUUGGAUUGGAAAGAAAGUUGAUAAAGAAAAGUAAAAAACUAGGUUGAUUUUGAACUCAAUGUUGAUAAAGAAAAGUAAAACUAGGUUGAUUUUGAACACAAUUUUGCUGCAGAUGUAAUAUAUGUGUUAGUAAAUACUACAGGUUAAUUAUAUGUACUACUAUUUGAUUGUCAUUGUCAAGUAUAACAACACUGUUGAUAA